Messenger RNA from Dreissena polymorpha, 2340 nucleotides. Its product is annotated as histamine H2 receptor-like. The transcript has 2 exons. The coding region runs from base 1018 to 2196 and encodes 392 amino acids. Gene Ontology annotation, molecular function: G protein-coupled receptor activity. Gene Ontology annotation, biological process: G protein-coupled receptor signaling pathway. The record is from RefSeq and is a predicted model, not a curated record. NCBI's taxonomy places the organism in Eukaryota, Metazoa, Mollusca, Bivalvia, Myida, Dreissenidae. Gene Ontology annotation, cellular component: plasma membrane.
CAUACAGAAGAGUUUAAUUCUGCAAACGUAUGUUAAUAUUUGAAAAGGAUGGAUAGUUGAUAAUCAAUUCAAAGCUUAUUAGACCAGAUGGUUACUGGUACCUACAGUGAUAAGGAAGGAAUUACUCAUCGAUAUCUUGGACUUUUAAAUACGAUUUCUACAAUGUUUAAGAAGGGUUACAUUUUGCCUUGAGAAAUAAAAUGGACUUGAUAAAACUCUUUAUAUAAAAGUGCAUUGUCAUAUAAAGUAUUGAACAACGAUAUUUUUGUAAUAGCAUAUCUGCUAAUAAUAGCUAACAAACGUUGAUUUUAAAAGUAAGCUUUACGCAGUAUUUGGUACCGGACAUCUCGAGUUUUUGGCGGAUGGUGUACCUUUACACCACAGAACCAUUUGCUUUUGUUAGCUUACUAUCACGACCGUUAUCUUGGUUUGAUUUGGAUCAAGUUAUCGUUAGUUUACGCACAUAAUCGGAGACCGAUCGUGGUGACGGAAAUGCACGAACUAAGGCGAUAGUACACAGUAAUUAAGUUCAUUACAGGCUUAAACCGUUAAGAUUAUUUUCCCAUAUAAAUCAGUUAUUAUAUCAUGUUGGUUUUUCGUUUAUUUAAAUAAACUAGCAUAUAUCCCGGUUAUGUACAUACGCGCUUAACCGCGCAACCAUAAACACAUACGCAUUUAACAAGAAAGACCAGGAGCCUUAACUAUCAUUCUUCCCAUUUAAACUUCACGUAACAUUGUUCAUAUUUCGAAAGCACACGUCCAUUGAAACAUGAAGUGUAAUGUAUGCGUUUCUUCAAAAAGGAAGUUAUUCCGCUUUCGAACGUUUGUGUAUACAGUUAUUGAAUAAUGGUCGACAAUGUUAAACGCAGGGAAUAAUUGUUAGUUAAAAGAGCCUUCAGCUUACAAUGAAGAUAAAAAGAACACGAAUAGAUUAAGCAAUUACAAGCAACGCAUUGAUAACAUAUAUACAUCGGAUACUACUUGAAUACUUGAGUGUUAGAGAAACCCGAAUAUAGGAUGUUUAAUACCUCUCAAACUACGAGAAGUUUCACAGAAGGGACAGACAAACCAACGCAAAACACAUCAUCUGUCAAUCAAAAUAUUGAAGGAAUUGUAUCGGAAUGGCUUUGGAAGACAAUACCUGUCGUGCUAUUUUGUGUUGGAAUCACUGGAAAUGUGUUAACAAUUACAGUACUUAAUCGACUUGGAUUACGAAGACAACCUACCCUUACGUUUUUAAUGUUCUUAUCUAUAACAGAUACGGUCAUACUUUUGACAGUAUUGCCGAGAUAUUGGAUGUUAUACACGUUUAAUUUUGAUCUAAAACUUGUUAGCAGUGCAAAUUGCAAACUGUAUUAUUUUGUUGUGUAUUUAUCCAUGCAAUAUUCGUCCUGGAUAUUAGUUGGUGUGUCCAUUGAGCGUGCCAUCAAAACACAUUUUCCAUUCAAAUAUAAGCGAUGGUACACACGACAACGGGUACAGAUAGGACUUUUUAUAACAUUGUUCCUAUUAAUCCUUCUAAAUGUCCAUUUUUUCAUAACAAACGGAAUCAACGACAAACUUGAAUGUGGAUCAUUGACUGAAAAAGAUAAAAUAUUCGACGAGUUUAUCUAUGUAUACAUAGACUUAUGUGUGGAAAGUUUAAUACCUUUUCUUAUUAUGCUUUUGUGCAAUAUCUUUCUCAUUCGAAUCCUCCGGAAGUCACAAAAACAACGCCCUAGUAUGAUGCAUGACCGUUAUGUGCAAAGGGCGAACAUGUUUAGUGUCAAAAUGACAAAAAUGCUUGUGGUAUGCACUACAUACUUUAUUUUUGCUACGGCUCCUCUUUGCAUAUACUUCAUUAUUGAGUCGUACCUAAAGCCGCGCUACACUCAAUCCUAUAAUGAAGCUGCAAUGGCUACAAUGGGCCUUGUUUGGACGGUGUGUUACUUGAUUUGCCUAUCAAACUAUUGUGUGAACUUCUACUUGUACACGGCGUUAAAUGAAAGAUUUUACCAAGAAUUUAGAGCACUGCUUAGAUGUCAGCCAAGGACAAGUUUGCGGCGAGCUUGUGUCUACACUACAAAACACUUAAACACCACUUGUCGCAAUGCUGUUGACACCAGCCAAGGUAUAGAGCAGUCUCUAUCUGAUGAAGAAACGCCGAUUAAUGCUGCCUCAAACACCAACACGGAGAAGAGGAUCAUCACCGAAUAAAGAUGUUUCUUUGACUGAUCGAUUGAAAAGCUCCAAACUUUUAUAUAAGAGGACAAGUGCCAGUGUCCUUUUCUGGUGGGGCAAUGUAAUUUUAAACCAGUUAUUAUUGACAAUACUUUAAAAAUACAUAUGUAUGUUACAUGU